AUGGAAAAAAAUGCAAAUCUUAUUUCAAGAUGUUCAUUCUCUUUUCUUUUUUUUACCUCUCUUUCAUUCUCUUUUCCUUUCUUCCUUUCCUAUCAUCCUCUUUUCUUUUCUUCCACUCUUUCUUUUCUUUCUUCUUUUCUUCCUCUUCUUUCCUUCUCUUUUCCUUUCUUCCUUUCCUAUCAUCCUCUUUUCUUUUCUUCCACUCUUUCUUUUCUUUCUUCUUUUCUUCCUCUUCUUUCAUUCUCUUUUUCUCUCUUCCUCUCCUGUAAUCUUUUUUCUUUUCUUCCACUUUUUAUUUUCUCUCAUUUUCUUUUCUUCCUCUCUUUCUUUUCUUUCAUUCCCUUCCUCUCAUUUCAUUUUCUUUUUCUCUCUUCCUCUCCUGUCAUAUUCUUUUCUUUCUCUUUCUUUUCUCUCAUUUUUUUUCUUCUCCUUUCUUUUCUCUCAUUCUCCUUUCUUCACUUCCUCUCUUCCUCUUCUUUCAUUUUCUUCUCUUCCUCUCUUUCUUUUCUCUCAUUUUCUUUUUCUCCUCCUUCUUUUCUUUCAUUCUCUUUUUCCCCCAGAACUCCUUGUUUUUUUUAUUUUUCACAACUUUGUUUUGAGCGGCAAAGACCCUGA
This is a messenger RNA of Acanthosepion pharaonis, 615 nucleotides long. NCBI's taxonomy places the organism in Eukaryota, Metazoa, Mollusca, Cephalopoda, Sepiida, Sepiidae. The record is from the annotation of a GenBank genome assembly.